AAUUAAUCAAAAUGGAUGCUGUUGAUGUUGCUAUAUUUGCAUGAUAUCGCUUUAGUGGCAAAGUAAUUUCAACGAUAAGGCACUUGAUAAGGUCGGAGAGGGUGUCGUUGGUAGCCCGUGCUGAAGAUAAACCCAUUGCUUUGCUCCUAGUUGUUUGAUGUUCAAUAAUUCUUUACAAAUUUUGAUGUAUUAGUAUUCCACCCAUCCUUUAUUCCUGCACAUUCUUUUACUUAAAUUUUUUACACAGUGCAGUAUAUAAGCAUAGCGGUGUCUAUCUUUUAUUUAAACUCUUAAACAUUUUGUGCAUAGUUCUUUACACUAAAUAGAAAACAUGAAGCUUUUGACUGUUUCUGCGUUAUCUGCUCUUGCUGCCUGUGCAGCAGCUUUACCCGCAGCUAAUCACAUGGAUUUAGCCAAGCGUGCAUAUGUUACCAAUGUUGUUGUUGAAACUGUCACUGUUACUGAAGAUGCCUAUUUGUUUGCUUAUGAUGGUUCGAAAACAGUAAAUAUCAUGGAUAGCCUUGAAUUAGCUCUUUCUGGAGUACUUGUUGGCGGAUCAAGCCCUUUGAUCGAAAACUGUAAUGAUCUUUCUUGUCCUCUGUCUUCAAUUAUUGGUGAUAUGUUCUCUGAUGUAAAUUCCGUUGAGAAUCAAGCUACUGUUCUUCCAGAUGGUGCCGAGUUCUUUGAUUUGGAUUAUAUCGCACAGCUUGAGUUGCCAGAGACGGUGGGUGCCAGUAGUGUCUCUCUUGUCAGCCAAGCUCCAUUCAGUUCGGCUGCAUACAAUUCGAUUGCAUCUAACUCGGUUGCUUCCAGUUCGGUUGCUAUUCCCAGUUAUUUGAACGAUCCUAUGGCUGAUUUUACCAUGAUUGCUGGUCAUAUCAUCGACGAUGCUCAAAGAGCAAUUGGUGGUGUACUGAAUGGAGUAUUUUAUUAAAUGGAUCGUUGAGACAGAUACAUUCCAAUUUUAUUAAUUUUAUUGAAUAAAGACUUGUAAUAGAGAUGAAAUUCUUAAU
Molecule: messenger RNA, 1013 nt
Organism: Rhizopus microsporus ATCC 52813
Lineage: Eukaryota; Fungi; Mucoromycota; Mucoromycetes; Mucorales; Rhizopodaceae
Exons: 3
Coding region: 332-934 (200 amino acids)
Source: RefSeq, a predicted model, not a curated record